This is a messenger RNA of Microcebus murinus (gray mouse lemur), 10693 nucleotides long. Lineage: Eukaryota; Metazoa; Chordata; Mammalia; Primates; Cheirogaleidae. The record is from RefSeq and is a predicted model, not a curated record.
GGGGGGACUACUGUAAAAAUGAUUUCCUGUCUGUUUGUCUAUUUAUUUUGUUCAAUAUUGAUAGUAUUUUUCUACACUCUGUGAUUCCAUACAUCUUGGGCUGAUGCUCUUUGAUGCUCUCUUUUGCCCCUGUCUUGUGCUCUUCCAGCUGAGAAGCAUGUUGGUGAAGGGUCUGGUUGAGGUGGGCUCCUCAUAAGUGAUGUUUGAGUUUGGUCUUAAAGACUGAAAAGGAUGUCAUGAGAUGGAGCUGUGCUUUCUUUACUCCCUAACAGUAUGGCUAAUGAUUAGAUGGUGUACUAUACUGGAAGGGAUUGCUGGUCUAAAAAGAAAAGCAUUACUUUUUUAGCUAAAAAUGUAGUCAUUUUAUUUUUAACAUUACCUAGUUCUUCAUUUUAGCUCCAUUUGGAGCUCCAUUUGGAAAUUUAAGGUUCCAAACAAGUGUUGAAACUCAGAGUUCAAUGUAAGCAUUCUGUCUGUAUCAAAGAGUUGAGUCAUUUUUAGUAAGAGGUGAAUGGCCAGGCCCAAGACAGUAGAAAAAUAAGUCCCCGUUUUUGUAAGUUUCCCUGGAAGCAUCUAUACCACAGGGCUUCUAUGCAUAUGGGUCCUUCUGAAACCUUCUGAAACCUGGCUCUACUUGUAGCACAGGCAUUCACAGAAUGUUUUCUUUAAACUGAACUGCGCUUUUCUCAUUAUAAGUUUUCUGAAUGUUUAUUAUUCAAAAGGUCAAGUAACUACGACCUCUAUUCUUUUAAACCAAGUCAUCUAUUUUCUUCCCGGUUGGCAUUUUCUUUACCCAGUGCCCUUCUGUCGUGCAACAAAUUUGGGGAAAGAUUGCUCCCCAGAUUUCUACAUUCAGACAUAACAGGUUUAGUUGGUCAUUGUUUUAGUAGACUACUUUUCGUGAAUUAGUAUGUAAUAUUUUCCUUAUUUUUCACUGUCCUACCUUUUUAAGUGGAAUCAAAAUCAAGUGUCAGUCCACUGGGAUGUAUUGUAGUCAUCUGGUAAUGAUUUGAAAAAAAAUUUCCCACACAAAUUAAAUGAAGACCAGGAGUUUUAAAGUACACUAUAGCAUCUUGUAUAAACUCCAGCUUACAUUUCACAUUAUUCCUGGUCAUGCAGUAGGUUCUGAAGAAAAAAGAACUAUGGAUAAUCAGUUAAAAGAAUGACAGAUUCCCUGAUGUGCUGAUCAGUAGUAAUACCUAAUUUUGAUUUCGAGUGUGCUAUAAUGGAUUACCAUAUAGAUGCAGCUGAGCACUGAGCAUUAAAUAGAGCCAUGUGUUUUUCAGAAAAGUAAUAUUUAUUCACACUGUGUGGCUUUCUUGAAUUUUUUUUAUUUUACUCUCCAGUGAAACUACAAACAAGAUGUCAAUAGCUUAUGUGGCAUUCACAGCAGUAUAGCUUAGAAUAUUGGCUGCAGUAGAAGAAAUGCCAGAUUGCAUUUGCCUCAGUAAAGAAAAUACUGCAAUUUCUACCUGAACGAAUUUUCUUUCGAUGGCAUUACCAGAGUAUAGGCUCAACUUUAAAGAAGCUUCUACACACUGGAAAUUCUGUUAAGAUAAGAUGUGAAGGAAUCAGGCUGUUUCUUUUGUGGCUUCAAGCACUUCAGACAAACUGUGCAGAAGAGCAGGUGCUGAUUUUUGCUUGCCUCGUGCCUGGUUUCCCAGCGGUCAUGUCGUCCAGGGGGCCCUGCACGCUGGAGACGCUCAUCAAUCCUAGCCCUAGUGUAGCUGAUGCAAAGGUUUAUCCAGAAGAAAUUACUCCACUCUUGCCAGCCAUAUCGGGGGAGAAGAUUGCUGAGGACCAAACCUGCUUUUUUCUUCAAAUACUUUUGAAGUAUAUGGUUAUUCAGGCUGCGAGCUUGGAGUGGAAGAAUAAGGAGAAUCGAGAUACCGGUUUUAAAUUUCUUUUCACAUUGUUUCGGAAAUAUUAUCUUCCUCAUUUAUUUCCAUCAUUUACUAAGUUAACAAACAUCUACAAACCUGUGCUUGACAUCCCUCAUUUGAGACCAAAGCCAGUGUACAUUACUACAGUUCGAGACAAUGAAAACAUUUACAGUACAAAAAUUCCCUACAUGGCAGCUCGUGUUGUUUUUAUUAAGUGGAUUGUAACUUUCUUUUUGGAAAAGAAACUAACUACAACACAAAACACUAAAAAUGGAGUUGACGUAUUGCCUAAAAUCAUCCAGUCUGUUGGAGGUGGUGUCGUGCAAGAGAGGGCGCCUGAGUUGGAUGGUGGUGGGCCCACAGAGCAGGACAAAAACCAUUCUAACAGCAGCACCUUGUCCGACCGAAGACUCAGCAAUUCCAGUCUCUGUAGCAUUGAAGAAGAGCACCGAACGGUGUAUGAAAUGGUGCAGCGGAUUCUCUUGUCAACACGAGGUUACAUCAAUUUUGUGAAUGAAGUAUUUCACCAGGCCUUUUUGUUGCCUUCCUGUGAGAUAGGUGUAACAAGAAAAGUAGUUCAAGUGUACAGAAAGUGGAUCCUCCUAGACAAACCUGUCUUCAUGGAGGAACCAGAGAAAAAAGAUGUUGCCCAAGAAGAUGCGGAAAAAUUAGGAUUUUCAGAGACGGAUAGCAAGGAGGCCUCAUCUGAAAGUUCUGGUCAUAAGCGAUCUUCCAGUUGGGGACGCACGUACUCCUUCACAAGUGCAAUGAACAGAGGGUGUGUGACAGAGGAGGACAAUACGAAUGUGAAAGCCGGAGCCCAGGCUCUGAUGCAGGUAUUUUUGACGAACUCUGCAAACGUCUUUUUGUUGGAACCAUGUGCCGAAGUUCCCAUGCUCUUGAAAGAACAAGUUGAUGCUUGUAAAGCUGUUUUGAUUAUUUUUAGGCGUAUGAUAAUGGAGCUUACGAUGAAUAAAAAGACAUGGGAACAGAUGUUGCAAAUACUACUCAGGAUAACAGAAGCUGUCAUGCAGAAGCCAAAGGAUAAACAAAUAAAGGACUUGUUUGCCCAGAGCUUGGCAGGGUUACUAUUUAGGACACUCAUCGUGGCUUGGAUCCGAGCAAACCUCUAUGUGUACAUUUCUCGAGAGCUCUGGGAUGACUUUCUUGGUGUGCUGUCCUCCCUCACGGAGUGGGAAGAACUCAUCAACGAGUGGGCCAGCAUCAUGGACUCCUUGACGGCAGUGCUCGCAAGAACCGUUUAUGGUGUUGAGAUGACAAACCUACCUCUGGAUAAAUUAAGUGAACAAAAAGAAAAGAAGCAACGAGGCAAAGGCUGUGUCCUAGAUUCUCAGAAAGGAACCACUGUGGGCAGAUCCUUUUCUCUCAGCUGGCGGAGCCACCCGGAUGUGACUGAGCCAAUGCGAUUUAGGAGUGCCACCACAUCUGGAGCACCAGGAGUUGAGAAGGCAAGGAAUAUUGUUCGCCAGAAAGCAACUGCUAAGCGAAGCCAGUCUAUCAGCAACUGUGUCCACCUUUCUGAGGCUUUGCCCGCCACUAAAAGCGUCCCGCUCCUCCUUCACACCGUGAGCGCUCUCUUACCUGGUCUCUCUUACUCUUCUUGCUCUCACAGGCUGUCAGAAGUGGAAGAGUGUCAGCAGUUGGAAAAUGCACCUGCAGCUGGAUCUGGCCAUCUCACGGUGGGACAGCCCCAACAGGUCCUUCGGAGCAGCAGCACAUCUGACAUCACUGAGCCACUGUGCUCAGAUUCUUCUCAGGGUCAAAAGGUAGAAAAUGUACAGAAUUUGAGUUCUUCAGAGCCAAAGCCUGUUCAGGAGAACAAAGGACAUGUGAAGAGAGAACAUGAAGGAAUGCCAAUCUUAGUUCGAAGAAGCAGCAGCCCUGCCGAGUUGGAUUUGAAAGAUGAUUUACAGCAGAUGCAAGGAAAAUGUAGGGAAAGACAAAAGAGUGAAAGUACCAGCAGUGACACAGCUCUGGGCUAUAACAAUGAGGCAGAGCUAUGCGCGAGCCCAUGGCAGACCUGCGAGGAAGACCAAGAGCUGAAUACUCCCACAGAUGUUGUGGCUGACUCUGAUGCUCGCCAUUGGUUACAGCUGAGUCCCACGGAUGCUUCAAACUUAACAGAUAGCAGUGAAUGCCUCGCAGAUGACUGUAGUAUCAUUGCUGGGGGGAGCCUCGCUGGUUGGCACCCAGACUCUGCCGCUGUGUUAUGGCGAAGAGUGUUGGGAAUCCUGGGGGAUGUGAAUAAUAUCCAGUCACCCAAGAUCCACGCCAGAGUCUUUGGCUACCUCUAUGAGCUCUGGUACAAACUAGCAAAGAUUCGGGACAAUCUAGCAAUAAGCCUGGAUAACCAGUCUUCCCCAUCUCCUCCCGUCUUGAUCCCACCACUCAGAAUGUUUGCAUCAUGGCUAUUUAAGGCAACGACAUUGCCAAAUGAAUAUAAGGAAGGCAAACUGCAAGCCUACAGGCUGAUCUGUGCCAUGAUGACCAGACGCCAGGACGUUCUGCCAAACUCGGAUUUCCUGGUGCAUUUUUACCUUGUGAUGCACUUGGGAUUAACCAGCGAGGAUCAGGAUAUCUUAAAUACCAUUAUCAGGCACUGUCCACCCCGCUUCUUCUCCCUGGGUUUGCCUGGCUUCUCCAUGCUGGUGGGGGACUUCAUCACGGCCGCUGCCAGGGUCCUCAGUACAGACAUGUUGACGGCGCCUCGUUCAGAAGCUCUCACUAUCCUUGGUUCUCUUGUCUGCUUUCCAAAUACCUACCGGGAGAUCCCUCUAUUGCGGUCAGUGCCGGAAGUGAAUGAGGUCCUUACAGGGACUGAAGAUGUCAAGCUUUACCUCAUAAAUAUUUUGCUGAAGAAUGCCACAAAGGAGCCAAAUGAAUGUGCAAGAUGCAUUGCCAUUUGCUCCCUUGGGGUCUGGAUAUGUGAAGAGCUUGCGCAAUGUACGAGCCAUCCUCAGGUGAAAGAGGCCAUCAAUGUGAUAGGCGUAACUCUGAAGUUUUCUAACAAAACCGUCGCUCAGGUAGCUUGUGAUAUUCUUCAGUUGCUGGUUUCCUACUGGGAAAAACUUCAGAUGUUUGAAACCUCCCUCCCUCGGAAAAUGGCAGAAAUCCUCGUGGCCACAAUUGCUUUUCUUUUACCAAGUGCAGAGUACUCCUCAGUGGAAACAGACAAGAAGUUCAUUGUGUCCUUGCUCCUCUGCCUCUUGGACUGGUGCAUGGCAUUGCCGGUGAACACCCUUCUCCACCCGGUGUCCACAGUGGUCCUCGAGGAGCAGCACUCAUCCAGAGCCCCCUUGCUGGAUUAUAUCUACAGGGUUCUACACUGUUGUGUUUGUGGCUCGAGCACGUACACCCAACAGAGUCACUACACCCUGACGCUGGCUGACUUGUCAUCCACGGAUUACGACCCCUUCCUACCACUGGCAAAUGUGAAGAGUUCUGAGCCAGUCCAGUAUCAUUCAUCAGCAGAAUUGGGUAACCUGCUGACUGUUGAAGAGGAGAAGAAGAGAAGGAGUUUGGAGUUGAUCCCCCUGACUGCCCGAAUGGUGAUGGCCCACCUGGUGAACCACCUGGGACACUACCCCCUCAGCGGGGGCCCUGCCAUGCUGCACAGCCUUGUCAGCGAGAACCAUGACAAUGCCCAUGUGGAGGGCUCUGAGCUGUCCUCUGAGGUGUUCAGGAGCCCAAACCUGCAGCUGUUUGUCUUUAAUGAUAGCACCCUUAUCUCCUACCUUCAGACGCCCACGGAAGGACCCGCAGGCGGAUCACCAGUGGGCGCCCUCUCCGAUGUGAGAGUGAUCGUGAGGGAUAUCUCAGGGAAGUAUUCUUGGGAUGGUAAGGUUUUAUAUGGACCUUUGGAAGGCUGCUUAGCACCCAAUAGAAGAAAUCUUUCAUUCCUGAUUUCGGGCUGGCAUAAUCACACAUUUGGACCUCAGAAAGAUUUUUCUCAAAUUGAGGAGGGAGAUGAUGCCCUUGACAAAUUACUUGAAAACAUCGGCCACACAAGUCCUGAAUGCCUUCUACCAUCACAGCUAAAUCUAAAUGAGCCUUCCCCACCCCCACGUGGAAUGAACUGUGACCAAGAGAAGGAAAUCAUUGAGGUCAUUUUGCGCCAAAGUGCUCAGGAAGAUGAGUAUGUCCAGAGAUGUAACUCUGAUUCUUCGAUGAAAGUCACCAGCCAAGGACAGCCCUCACCAGUGGAGCCCCAAGGACCCUUUUAUUUCUGCAGGUUGUUGCUCGAUGACUUGGGGAUGAAUUCUUGGGACAGAAGGAAGAAUUUUCAUCUGUUGAAGAAAAAUUCAAAAUUAUUGAGAGAGCUAAAACAUCUGGACUCCCGUCAGUGCCGUGAGACACACAAAAUCGCAGUGUUUUAUAUUGCUGAAGGUCAAGAAGACAAGUGUUCAAUCCUCUCCAAUGAAAGAGGAAGCCAAGCAUAUGAAGAUUUUGUUGCUGGACUUGGAUGGGAGGUGGAUCUCUCAACCCACUGCGGGUUCAUGGGCGGCCUCCAGCGCAACGGCAGUACUGGGCAGACGGCCCCUUACUAUGCUACCUCGACCGUGGAAGUGAUUUUCCACGUUUCUACUCGGAUGCCAUCAGACUCAGAUGAUUCACUCACCAAAAAGCUCCGUCACUUGGGGAAUGACGAGGUCCACAUCGUCUGGUCUGAACACUCCAGGGACUACCGCAGGGGCAUUAUCCCAACUGCCUUUGGAGAUGUUUCAAUCAUUAUUUACCCAAUGAAGAAUCACAUGUUCUUUAUCGCGAUAACGAAGAAACCCGAGGUUCCGUUUUUUGGGCCUCUGUUUGAUGGAGCCAUAGUGAGUGGGAAGCUGCUGCCAAGCCUUAUAUGUGCCACUUGCAUCAACGCCAGCAGGGCUGUGAAGUGCCUCAUCCCACUCUACCAGAGCUUCUACGAAGAACGAGCUCUGUACCUCGAAGCAAUAAUUCAGAACCACCGCGAAGUAAUGACAUUUGAGGAUUUCGCAGCCCAAGUCUUUUCUCCUUCUCCCAGCUACUCCCUCAGUGGAAUGGAUUAAAAUCCACAAAGGUCCCGUUACAGUAUCUGAGCAAGGGCCCCUGGCCUCCAGCCCGAGUGCCAACCGCGAGAGCCCAUGGGUAAGGAGGAGACAGAUCAGAGACUCUCCCGCCCUUCCCCGAGCCUGUAAACCCGAGACUCCAGGAAACUUUCUGAAGUCAAAGGUGAAUUCCACUCAAAUGUUUCAGACGGGACUUUCAAACUAGACUGCACCAUCUUGUCCUGAAACCUCACAAGCCUUUGGCUUCCAAAGAAGAAAAGAAGAAGUCACCAGUAACCCGAAGCAAACCCACUUCCACAUGGCCAUGGGUGUGGCUGCUCUAGACACAGCCCAGCAGGAACAGAUUCUGAGCUUUCAGGGAGGGUGCAGAGGGUGAUUUCUGUACCACCAGUUGUCUUCUCUAGUUGAUAAACCCACGUAUGAUUUGUAGAGGGGCUGGCAAACACCUGUUUAAUUGUUUGAGGAAUUUUGUCUGCAUUGAUUUUGCUACUUAUGUUAGGAUUUAUGCUUUACUCAAAAAUUUCAUCAUCGCGGAAAUUGGCUUUCCCCAGGGUCUUUUGCCCAGGAGAACUUUUUCCUCAGUUGUUGAGUGUUUUCCACCUGGUGCCUGUUGCCCACUGAGAAGAGGUUCUCCUGACCACCCAGAGGCCCUCCCGGUCACAACAGUGACGCUCCCAUCCCAGAACACUUAGAAGAUUCUAGAAAACAAGGUCCCGUCCUUGCAAGGGUUCCUGCAGGACAAGAAGUGUCCCAAGGCUCGAAACAGCACAGCACCACAUCAACCUGAAGGGCAUGCGCCAGCUUCAGGUGCUAGGUAGGCCGUGGCGGGCCCUUGUGCGUCCAGAAGCUUCACCCUGCAAUCUCGCUCCUGUCUAUUGCUCAGAGAGGGCCAAGGUGAGCCUUAGAAUGUUUCUUGUCACACAGAGCUUUAGGGAAACAAAUUUCAAGCAAGGGAUUCCAUCCUUAUUUUUUACCAGUUUGGUUCCAAGGAAGGCAUAUUGGGCCUGGUUUUUUUUUUUAAGUAAGAAAGAAGGAAAGAAAACAGAAAGAACGGCAAGCCCUGACUUCUGUCUGGGCUUGCCCGGCUCCCUUGCUGGGAGGCUCUGGGUGGGCCCUACCCACCCAGCAGCAGAGAAGCCAGUCCUCGGGGGAGAGCUGAUUGGCUCAGGCCUCUGCUGCUCUCCUGGCCCUUGACUGGUCUCAGAGCUAGAGGUUUGCUCACCCCCAACUCGGAGGUAAACCCGAGAAAUUCAUGGAGUCCCUCCCCACUGCACAGUCUCUGUUCUCCUGAGACCAUUUCACAGUGCACGCGCCCUGAGAAACGCCUUCCCCCACAACCGAAGAACAGCACCGUAACACGCAGCCACUAGCUAAAGGCUUGCAAUGCGGAGACCUUUCCACCUUCCUCUGCCCUCUGCCCUCUGCCCUUGCACACACCGUGUGCUGCUGCCCGCAGCCUGCAUGGUCACCAAGGGCCUGGAGAAGCCUCCCGAGCCUGCUCGCCCCACUGAGCAGCCGGUUUUUUCCAUCGGCCAUUGAGUGGGUUUGGCAGGUCCCUGACCUGUGUGGGGGACAUGGCAGACCCAGACGCCAGACUCACGCUUGGGACAAGUGAGAAAGGACUGAGACAGCCAUUGCUGUCAGUAGGGCAGACCUUCUGAUUCUAGAGAGAAUUUGUUUUUCUGCUUUCUAGGGGAUUACAGGUAGGGUUUGAGGCCCACCAGGCAGAAGCAACUUGAGAACUAGCUGAACAUACGAGAACGAGGGACGUUCCAAAGCAGAAGUAAGCUUUAAUCACUCCGGGCUGUCUCGUAAAGGGCCCGGUGUGUUCACUUAUUGCUUAAUGGCAAUACAAAGGGUUUCCAGGAGUCAUGGCUUUUUCUGCGGUGUCAGCAAAUGCCACGAUUCUUAUUCUCCCACACCCCCAUUUUCUUUCAGUGAUUCGAGCUCUCUGGCCAGCGUGGUUUGGCCAGGGUCACUCACACUUGAGACUGUUGCUGAGCUGCUUCGUUUCAUGUUUACAAAGUACCCAGAGCGUCGUUCCUGCAGGAAUCGCGUGGCAUGUCCUGGGCUCCAGAGUCCCCUGUCGGCCUCUGGCAGCAAGUAGCUUCCGAGAGGACGUCACAUCUUCAGGGUAACCCCCACUGCAGGAUUCCUGGCUUUAGCAGAAGAGAGUGUCAGGAUUGGGAAGUCACGUUUAACUCUCACGGACUUCUGCUCCUUGAUUUCAUUUUGCCUCCACGAACCAGCGAUCCUGACCUCGAAGCGGGAAAUUCAGUUGUAGGUGGCAAAUAACUCCACCCUCCCAUAAUCCUGGUGAUUUUAACAACCCCAUGACCCCAGGUUACAGCCAGCAGUUUUGUGACUGGAGUUUUUUUGAGCCCCUCGUUCUCAGUGACAGCUCUGGUUCGGAGGUUGGGAACGGGGCAGCAGGGAAUCUGGCAACCAUGUUUGCUUGUGAUCACAUGGACUUGAGUCAUUUUUGUUAUUUGGGGUGGAAAAUUGAAAUGAUUUAAGUUUUUUUUUUUUUUUUUUUGCUUAGAAAAGCAAAUAUUGUGUUUUUGUAAUAAAUGCCUUUCAGCAAAAUUGUGGAGGGUCAUUCAUCCGGUAGGGACCCACCUGAGGCACAGUGCUGACAUAUCACAGUAGUGUGACUAGGUCAGCCUUCUGUAAACAAAGGUGGCACUAAUUGGCCCCAAAUGUGAUAAGACUCACUGGCCUCAGGCAGGCCCAGUCCAGUUCCCUGACUUCUCUGCACACUGGUCUCCAGAUUUCCAUCUAAAGCAAAGCUGAUGUUUAUAGUCUCAUUGAGUAGGUUUUUGUACUUUAAAAAAUAUUAAUUUCGCAAAACGAUGACUUUUUAAAAAUAGUCAAGCCUUCAGCAGACAGAAGCAAGGAAAUUUAGCCUGGGCGAAUGACUGUCAAAAGUGUCUUCAGCCGUUAAGCCUGUAGCUCCUAAAAGCCACAGGUUGUUGGGGGCGCCGGGGGUGGGGGUGGGGUGACCCUUGACUUUGUGAUGUGCGCUGAUUGAUCAGACCCUUAGCCUUACAAAUGAGAUCACGCAGAUCCAAGAGCCAUGCAAAUCCAGUCUUCCUGACCUUCCUCAGGUGGUCCCGCCUGUGCUCCGCUGACCUGUUGUAUUCGUAUCACGUGGAGGUUUGCUGAAUCCUUUGAAACUUACUGUGAUGUUGUGUUUGUAACUGUGUUACAUUUAUUACCAUAUCUACUGAAGGGGAAUGCCCGCGUCUGAAGGGAAAUUCAACAUGAAACAACCAUCGUUUUAGUUGCACUCAUUAUCUAUGUAUGACAUACACAUGAAGUGAAUGUUUUCUUAUGUUUUCAGGUCUACAAUGUUUAGUAAAUGUAAAUAAGGAAAAAAUUUGAUAAAUAUGGUAAAUUAAGUUAUAGUAUGUCAUUUGAUUCUUAUUUUGCUGUCUCUUAUUUAAUUUCCCUGAGGCUGCACACCUAGGUGCGUGCUUAGGUGGUAGAGAGCUUCACGCGGAGCCCACCGGUGCAGGUGUGUACGUGUGCGCCAAGGCACGUGCCGGGAAAGCACACGGCCCCACUGACAGCCGCCACUUGACCCUCCAGUUAACCUUCUUCUCCUCUUUAACUCUGACUUACUGUGAUGAUUUAAUAAAGCGGAAACACAGCACUUAGGUGCUAUAUGUUUCUUUCAUUCUCAUUAUAGUUUGUAGGAAAAUAAAGUUUACCCUGGUGUCUAAUAAAAAGGUGGUUUGCAUUUUUUAA